Molecule: messenger RNA, 1266 nt
Organism: Pieris macdunnoughi
Lineage: Eukaryota; Metazoa; Arthropoda; Insecta; Lepidoptera; Pieridae
Source: the annotation of a GenBank genome assembly
AUGGACAGACCUCGCCGUUAUUUUGCAAUGCAUUUCCUUUUACUGCGUUUCCUAGGAUUAGGAUACUGGCACCACCCUGACGAGAGGGAUACCAGGAAUUUCCCUGGAUUAUACCUUUAUUAUGCCAUACUCACAGAACUGGUUUGGGUCGCGGGUUUCGUCGGUCUGGAGACAGUUGACCCUUUCGUUGGAGAGAAAGAUCUCGACCGCUUCAUGUUCAGCCUUUCAUUUGUCAUCACUCAUAAUUUAACGCUCAUAAAGCUCUAUAUAUUUUUCUUUAAGAACAAGGAGAUACAGGAAAUCGUGCACAUUUUGGAAAUCGACUUGCAAAUGUUCUAUCAGAACAACAAAAGAAAUAGACGAACAGUUAAAGUUACGCGAAUAUUGACUGGUGCAUUUUUGUUCUUUGGAUGGAUAACAAUUGGAAAUAGUAAUGUUUACGGGAUCAUACAGGAUAUAAGGUGGAAAGCCGAUUUUCCACUGUAUAACGACACUGAAAGACCGCCGAGGACUUUGCCUCAACCAAUUUACAUACCAUGGGCUUAUCAGACGGAUAAAUCUUACAUUUCUACAUUUUUAUUAGAAUCCAUAGGUCUGUUAUGGACGGGACAUAUCGUAAUGACGAUAGACACAUUCAUUGGAUCAGUUAUACUUCACAUGAGUAAUCAGUUCGCGAUAUUGCAAGAAGCACUGGUAACAGUUUAUGACCGCACUAGAAUGAAAUUAGCUAAAGGUGCAGGUAAUACGGCUGCAGAUUUGGACUUAAGAAUGAAUAAGGAAGAAGAUUUUGAAAAGGCAUUAAAUAUAGCUCUAAUGGAUUGUAUACGACAGCAUCAGUUGUUGAUUUCAUGUGUAGAGAAAUUUGCGAAGACGUAUUCCUAUGGCUUUAUGACGCAGCUUCUAUCCAGUAUGGCGGCGAUUUGCGUUGUAAUGGUUCAAGUUUCGCAAGAUGCAUCUAGCUUCAAAUCCAUACGUCUUGUUACAUCUUUAGCUUUCUUUGCGGCUAUGAUUAUACAGUUGGCUAUUCAGUGCUUCACAGCAAAUGAACUGACAUAUCAAGCUAGUCUAGUAUCAGAGUCUGUAAUGCAAUGCAAAUGGGAGCGAAUGCCACCGCGCCUUCGCCCCCUAUUAAUCAUGAUUAUGAUGAGAACGCAGAGGCCUCUACGUUUGACUGCAGCUGGAUUUGCUAAUAUGGACAAUAAUUGCUUUCUAGCAAUAAUGAAAGCUGCCUAUUCAUACUACGCUGUAUUAAGUCAAAAACAAUGA